GACGCGCGCGCCGGGGUGAGCGGGCUGCGCCGCCGUCACCGCCGCCGCGCCGACUUUGCCCUUUAAAUCAGUCUCCAAGCCGAUUACAGCUGAUCUCCCACGUGACGUUUUACCUUCUGUCUCCCAGAGCGAGUUGCCCGAGGACAGUUCUCCUCAGGCUGCCGCGCGUCGCGCCGCCCCAGCCCGCCGCGGGGGCUCGGGCUCCCGCAACUUUGGGCGAAGCUGCAGCCGCCAGGCGCCCUCACAGGACCACUCUCCACGCGGGCGUCGGGGGUUUCCCGCGGCUUCGCCCGGCCGGGAGGGCGGCGGUCGGGGCGGACAAGGUGCCCCGGCCGCAGCCCGGCGCCCCUAGGACCAGCGCGGCGCCGCGCCCCGGAGGCCGACGGGGUGCCCUGUGCGCGGCGACAGGAAAGGGGGCGCCCUUCGCCGUCGAGAGCCGAGCGGGCGCGCCCUCAGAGGACCCGCGGGAGAUGGCCGCGAGGCAGGGGUGAGCCCCCCGCGCCCUCACCAUGCAGAAGAGCGUGCGCUACAACGAGGGGCACGCCCUGUACCUGGCCUUCCUGGCCCGCAAAGAAGGCACCAAGCGCGGCUUCCUGAGCAAGAAGGCGGCCGAGGCGAGCCGCUGGCACGAAAAGUGGUUCGCCCUCUACCAGAAUGUGCUCUUCUACUUUGAGGGCGAGCAGAGCGGCCGCCCAGCGGGCAUGUAUCUCCUGGAGGGCUGCAGCUGCGAGCGGGCACUCGCGCCGCCCAGGGCCGGGGCCGGGCCAGGCGGCGCCCGGGACGCGCUGGACAAGCAGUAUUACUUUACUGUUCUUUUUGGCCACGAGGGUCAGAAACCACUAGAGCUGCGCUGUGAGGAGGAGCAGGACGGUAAAGAGUGGAUGGAGGCCAUUCACCAAGCCAGUUAUGCAGACAUUUUGAUUGAGAGGGAAGUGUUAAUGCAGAAGUACAUUCAUCUAGUUCAGAUCGUAGAGACAGAAAAAAUUGCAGCUAACCAACUGCGGCAUCAACUUGAAGAUCAAGAUACAGAAAUCGAAAGGCUUAAAUCAGAGAUUGUCGCUCUUAAUAAAACCAAGGAACGAAUGAGACCUUACCAAAGCAAUCAAGAAGAUGAGGAUCCAGACAUCAAGAAGAUUAAAAAGGUUCAGAGCUUCAUGCGAGGAUGGUUAUGUAGAAGGAAAUGGAAGACCAUCGUGCAGGAUUACAUUUGUUCUCCUCACGCUGAAAGUAUGAGGAAGAGGAACCAGAUCGUGUUCACCAUGGUGGAGGCUGAGUCGGAGUACGUCCACCAGCUCUACGUCCUGGUCAAUGGCUUCCUCCGGCCCCUGCGGAUGGCCGCCAGCUCCAAGAAGCCCCCCAUCAGCCACGACGAUGUCAGCAGUAUUUUUCUCAACAGUGAAACAAUCAUGUUUCUUCAUGAAAUUUUUCAUCAAGGACUGAAGGCAAGGAUAGCGAAUUGGCCCACUUUAAUUUUAGCGGAUCUGUUUGAUAUCUUGCUCCCCAUGCUGAACAUUUAUCAAGAAUUUGUGCGUAAUCACCAGUACAGCCUCCAAGUGCUCGCCAAUUGUAAGCAAAACAGAGAUUUUGACAAACUCUUAAAACAGUACGAAGCCAACCCUGCCUGUGAGGGGAGGAUGCUGGAGACGUUCUUGACCUAUCCAAUGUUUCAGAUCCCCAGGUAUAUCAUCACGCUUCAUGAACUCCUAGCUCAUACUCCCCAUGAGCAUGUGGAGAGGAAAAGUCUGGAGUUUGCUAAAUCAAAACUAGAGGAACUAUCCAGGGUCAUGCACGAUGAAGUGAGCGACACUGAAAACAUAAGGAAGAACCUUGCCAUAGAAAGAAUGAUCGUAGAGGGCUGUGAUAUUUUGCUGGACACUAGCCAGACCUUCAUCCGCCAAGGUUCUCUUAUUCAAGUACCUUCUGUUGAGAGGGGGAAACUUAGUAAAGUUCGCCUGGGUUCAUUGUCUUUGAAAAAGGAAGGAGAAAGACAGUGCUUCUUAUUUACAAAACACUUUUUAAUUUGUACAAGAAGUUCAGGAGGAAAGCUGCAUCUGCUCAAGACAGGUGGAGUUCUCUCUCUAAUAGAAUGUACGUUGGUGGAGGAGCCCGAUGCCAGCGAUGAUGACUCCAAAGGUUCUGGGCAAGUGUUUGGACACCUGGAUUUUAAAAUAGUGGUGGAGCCUCCUGAUGCUGCCCCUUUCACUGUAGUCUUGUUAGCACCUUCACGCCAGGAGAAAGCUGCCUGGACCAGUGACAUAAGUCAGUGUGUGGACAACAUACGGUGUAAUGGUUUAAUGACUAUAGUGUUUGAAGAAAAUUCCAAAGUUACUGUGCCACAUAUGAUUAAGUCUGAUGCCCGUCUUCACAAGGACGACACCGACAUUUGCUUCAGCAAAACACUCAACUCCUGCAAAGUGCCCCAGAUCCGUUACGCCAGCGUGGAGCGCCUCCUGGAGCGGCUGACAGACCUGCGGUUUCUUAGUAUCGAUUUCCUCAACACCUUUCUGCACACCUAUCGGAUUUUCACGACGGCAGCCGUGGUUCUGGGGAAACUCUCCGACAUAUACAAGAGGCCCUUCACCUCCAUUCCCGUCAGGUCGUUGGAAUUGUUUUUUGCUACCAGCCAGAACAACAGAGGCGAACACUUGGUGGAUGGCAAAUCCCCACGCCUGUGUCGCAAAUUCUCCUCCCCACCACCGCUGGCUGUAUCCAGAACGUCCUCCCCAGUGAGGGCCAGAAAGCUGUCCUUGACUUCUCCCUUGAACUCAAGGAUAGGCGCAUUGGACCUGACCACCUCCUCAGCGUCCAGCAGUCCCACCACCACCCACAGCCCUGCUGCGUCCCCGCCGCCACACACUGGUAAAGUACCGUUGGAUCUUAGCAGAGGCCUUUCUUCUCCAGAACAAAGCCCGGGAUCUGUAGAAGAGCAUGUAGAUAACCCCCGAGUGGAUCUGUGUAACAAGCUAAAACGAAGUAUUCAAAGAGCAGUCCUAGAGUCUGCGCCCGUGGACCGCGCAGGAGUGGAAGGCUCCCCAGCGGCAGAUGCCACAGAACUUUCACCUUGCAGGUCGCCCUCGACCCCUCGGCACCUCCGCUACCGCCAGCCUGGAGGACAGACGGCUGACAACUCCCACUGCUCUGUUUCGCCUGCUUCUGCUUUUGCAAUUGCCACGGCUGCAGCAGGACACGGGAGUCCACCAGGAUUUAACAACACCGAGAGAACAUGCGACAAAGAGUUCAUUAUACGCAGAACAGCCACCAACCGAGUACUGAACGUCCUCCGUCACUGGGUCUCAAAGCACGCACAGGAUUUUGAACUCAACAACGAACUAAAGAUGAACGUCCUAAAUUUGCUAGAAGAAGUUUUGCGAGACCCCGACCUUCUUCCCCAAGAAAGGAAAGCCACGGCGAAUAUCCUGAGGGCCCUUUCACAAGAUGACCAAGAUGACAUCCACCUAAAACUAGAGGAUAUAAUUCAACUGGCGGACUGUCCGAAGGCUGAGUGCUUUGAGACCCUGUCAGCCAUGGAGUUGGCCGAGCAGAUCACCCUCCUGGACCACAUCGUUUUCAGAAGCAUUCCCUACGAAGAAUUUCUGGGGCAGGGGUGGAUGAAGCUGGAUAAAAAUGAAAGAACACCUUACAUUAUGAAAACCAGCCAACACUUCAAUGAUAUGAGUAACCUGGUGGCCUCCCAGAUAAUGAAUUACGCCGAUGUCAGCUCCCGAGCCAACGCGAUUGAGAAGUGGGUGGCGGUGGCGGACAUCUGCCGAUGCCUGCACAACUACAACGGCGUGCUGGAGAUCACCUCAGCCUUAAACAGAAGUGCCAUCUACCGGCUGAAGAAAACCUGGGCCAAGGUGUCCAAGCAGACAAAAGCUCUAAUGGACAAGCUUCAGAAGACUGUUUCAUCUGAAGGAAGAUUUAAAAAUCUCAGAGAAACCCUUAAAAAUUGUAACCCCCCUGCCGUUCCUUAUCUGGGGAUGUACCUGACAGACCUGGCAUUUAUUGAAGAAGGAACACCAAACUUUACCGAGGAAGGCCUUGUCAAUUUCUCCAAGAUGAGAAUGAUAUCACACAUCAUCAGAGAGAUACGCCAGUUCCAGCAGACUUCCUAUCGAAUAGACCAUCAACCAAAGGUCACUCAUUACUUGCUCGACAAAGCCCUCAUCAUAGAUGAAGAUACACUGUAUGAGCUGUCACUAAAAAUUGAACCUCGGCUCCCUGCAUGACGAUCCAGCCUUGCCCCGAGUCCGUGGAAUUUUCUUGGAAAGCAGAGCAGACAGAAUUGUGCAGGCCAUGCCUCCCACGGGGCAGGGAGUUCGGGGGGUGGGGGGAUGGGGACGAAGCCAGUCUCCUUUGUCCACCGAAGAUGACAACAAAACUGGAAUUCUGUCUCCAGCCAGGGAAGCCCAGCUGGCUGGGGUCAAAGACAGAUGCUGCAGGCUUGGGUGGGAAGGUGAAAGAGAUUGAUAUCUGGUAAAGCAGAGGGCUUAUUUGCACAAGGGAGUAUCAGCUGGGAGGUGCUGGUGGCCACUUUAAUGAAGCAGAUAAGAAGGUGAAUUUGAAACUAUGCCCCAUGUGCUGUGAGAACUCGGGGACAAGAGUCUGGGGAAAAGGCCUGUGAUGUUUUGCUGGCACUUUACUGGCCUGGUGCACCUCCCAGUCUUCUCCUAGGAUUUAACUGCUUCUGUUACAUUUCCUUUAUUCCAAGCUUCCAGAAGAGUGGAGGCUGCCUCGGCAGGGAUGGGCCGACACCAUAAGCAAUUUCAGUCCACAGCAUGUGCAUGAUUCUCAGUGCAUUAUAAAUGUUUGUGUUGGACGAAUGGCAUGUUCUGAAACUGUUCUUUCAGUCUUUAGGCAGCAGGACAGGAAAGACUUAUUGGAAGUCAAGUGGAUUUGCAAUGUAACGUUUCCGUAAUUAAAAACUCAGUAGCUGUGCCCCAGAGGAGUCCAACUAGUGGCCGUCUCGAGGUGGGGGAGCGGGUGAGGGGCUUCUUCCUGAGGCUGUGGCGCCCAGAAGCCAAUGCCGUUGGAGAGGCGGGUGCAGACUUUGCAAAAAGAUGCUCCUGCACCUCGUUGACAAAAAUGUGGAGUACGACAGAAGGUCACAAAGUGCUGCGGGAAGAGUGGGUCUCAGUGCUAAGUGAAAAAAUACACUCAAAGUCAUCUCUGCGCCUGGCUGUGCUAGUUUUCUCCCCACACCCCCGCCACUCUUGGUAACGUGGGAAUCUAUUCCGAUGUACACAGAGCACUUUUAGUCUCACUAUGAACAUUGGUUGUAUUUUUUUUUAAUUUAAGAAAUCUGUUUAGUGGGAUUUGCUUUUUAAAACCCACCUUUCUUUGUGCUACUGGUAGACAGUUCUUCCUCAGUCAUCGUUGUUUUUAAAUUUGGAGAUAUUUCUAAGUGGAAAUAUUCUAAGUGUUUGGGAAGUGGCCCAAACACUCAACAGCUCUUAGGUCAGGAAACCCAAUGCAUGGGUUAGUCCUCAUACCCGGGGUUGGAAAAGUGACCUUGCUUUUCCCAGGAUUGUUGGUUGUUGGAGAAAUAGGGCUAUCUCGUUUACCUCCCUCUUCUCUUCUCAGGGAGACCUUUGCGUUAAAAGAAGGAAGAAAAAAAUAUAGAGUUGUUAUCUGAGCCUGUUGCACCCGGCAUUAUCUCUUAGCGGCGUGAGGCGCAUUGAUGCUGACAAUGAGAAAAUUGAUCUGUUUGGCUGUUUUCCCUCUUUCUUUGCACUUUAAUUAUGUUGCUAGAGCUGACAGCUGACUAAUAAGUUAAACUUGCUGGCUUAGAAGACCCAGUGGAAUUGAUAAUGUACCAUAGAGGUGGAGAAUGUAUAUUUUUCCUGCAUGGUAAGGGCCAUCUCUGUACAUAAGUAUAUAGUAAAAUAUCAAGUAAAUAAGAGAAAAUAUUUAUAAUAUUUGAAGAACAUUCCAAAAAUAUUUUCAGUAGCUCAUAUUAGCCAACAGUGUAGCACUAAACCCAAGGAAGGUGACUUACGGAUGCUUUAUUUUUCUUAAAAAAAACAAAACUAGUUGCUUGUUUUUCUCUUUAGUUUCAAAUAAGAGGUUGAUGCAUCUUGAUGCAUGAUAAGAAGCAUGGGUUGUUUGGAUCCUAACAAUGCAUAACUUGCCAUUUAUUUCUCAGUGUUCAGAAACUAAGGAUUUGAACUAAUCUAUGUCAGUUGGACCAACCACCUCAAGGUCUUGAAGAAGAAAAGGAAAGUAAAGGUUAACUUACUUGGCUGAAAAAACACAAUUUUGGAAGGUGAACCAAAACCAGGACAAAUCAGUGAAAGACCAGUAGUUUCCGGCAGGACAACACAUGGAAAGGUCGAUGCAUCUGAUUCUGCUCUUGGAGUCCCCAAAGCCUUCCAGAGGGGAGGGUGUGGUUCUGUGGGUGCUGUCCCUGGAAAUUUGGACCCUUAAUUCUAUGACCCAAAUGAUCCAGUGGCACUUCAGACAUUCUUAUUAAAGAAAAAUAGGAACUAGAGGAAUUUCCAAAUGUUCCUCCGCUUUUGGUAUAAAGGUUUUCCUCAACUAGUGACAAAGCUGGCAAGCCUAUUUCCUGCAGGAUGUCGGAAGCGCCCCCCAGUGGUCAACUAUGGGCACUGUCAAUUGUCUAUGCGUUUUAUCGAGAGUCACACACCCCCUCCUUGUGCUUCCUAGAGUCUGAAGCCUAGUCUGAGCUGCAAGAGCGACAAUUCCACCUCCGAGGGAAUUGCUUUUGAUGACCUGCAUCAUUUCUGGGCCAGCUGGGAGAGGAAAGCACAUUUUAAAAAGCUCAAUUUGGUCACUUUUUAAAUACCUAAGAACAAUUUGUGGUUUCCUUUGAUUGUUUUAAGCCCCCAUCGACUUCAGCCUUACAAGUUUUGUGUGAUUGUCUGAGCGUGCACUCUUGGCUGUGUCUGCCUAUAUUCCAUUAUGUGAAACCCAUUUCUAUGAGUAGGUGGGAGGUCAGCCUCUAACAGCCAAGUAGGAAACCCUUAUAUUACUGCAAAAUUAACCUAGAAACUCAGAAGUAAAAUCCAAUUUCAUGCUUUCAGAUGAAUACCCACAUUUUGUACUGUCAAUGAAAUUAUCUUGGGGCUUUUAGGAUAUGCCUUUGGUUAUUAACUAAGACAUCCAGUUUUGCUACAGGAAUAAAUCUCUUACUUGAGCCCAUAUAUUAUGUGACAGAUUCAGGCAUGAAAUAGAAUGUUGUCACUUUUCCUUAGUGUUUCUCUGAAGGAAUUUAAAGAGGGAAUUUUAAACUACUGUGUUGCAGUAUUUUAAAGUCGCUGUCACACCAAGUCCCCAGUUACUGUUUGUUAAAUUUAAAUUCAUCUUAAAGUACCACUUAAACACAAAUAAAACUCAUAGAUACUGGAUAUCCUGGAAGAGAAAAAUCUAUUAUAUUCCAGGCUGGAGUGUGUGUGAUGACGCACCUGACCUUUUCUUUCCUCCUGGUGUUAUACAAGGCAAGACCUUGGGUUGGUGAUGAUUGGGCCACUUUUAAAUUCUUAACUAAAAAGAGUAAUGCAGUAGAGGGAUUGUUCCCAAUAAAAUUAACUUUUAUUUUAAAAUAAAGGAUUUUCUUUAGCUUUUCUUUUCAAAGUUUGAUUUUAUUCCCCCUGGCAGGGGUGGGGGGGCACCUUUCUCUUCACUUUAAACUGUAAGAUUUUUUUAAAAAAUCAACCUGUGAAGCUUAUCAUUUUUACUGCUAUUGAAAUUGUAUAAAAGAGAACAUAUUACUUACAGCUAAAGAAUAGAGCUAGGCUAAUGUCCACAGCCAGAAGGAAUAAAUGAAUAAGAUUCAUUUUCAUUUCAGUAAGACAACAGAUUGUAAGUUUAAAUGAUGACUUGAUUACAGACACCACUAUGUGAAUCCUGGUAAUAAGACUUGAGUCAGUGAAAUCUAACCAGAGUGUCAUAUCUCUGUGUCUGUCAGUGACUUAUAAUUAAGGCAGGGCAGAACUAAGGUAGAAAACAACCAUUUUGUUGUAGAUAUAAACACAUGAAUGAUUCAGAAAAUUAUUCAUCUGGCUACUAUACUGCAUGACAUAAACAUGAUUUGAUUGUACUGGAUCUCAUCUGCUCAAGAAAAAACAAUAGUUCUACUAAAUGAUGCUGAACCACUGCUUUUUGUACAACCAUUAAUAUUUCCCUGAAAAGGCAGUUGUGAAAGAGCACUGGUCUAAGCAUCCUAGUCUUGAGUUCUAGACCCAGAUCGACAUCGAAAGCUGGGAAACCUUAGGCCAGUGCUGAAACCUCUCUGAUCCUCAGUUUCCUCAUCUGUGAAAUGGAGUCAAUCCCAUGCUACCUACCUCACAGGGCUGUCAUGAGGACAAAAUGAUUUAGACUGUAAUCUGUAAAGUGCUGUCCAAACUUGAUUACCAUCCUCAUCUCUCUUUUGCAGAGGAUUUAAGUGUAUUUCGUUGUUAUUUCUGUGUAUGUGAGACGGACAAACCUAUGUGUUACUUUGAGAAGUAUAUUCUUUGUGUCCAGUUAGUUUGCAAAUUUGCUGACAUUUGUGACUCGGACAGAGGGGUUUGUGCUGUGGCCUAACACUUGCUGGGUGAGGUGUGGGUUAUGCCUAUAUGCAAAUUAAACUUUGCCUUUCUUG
Molecule: messenger RNA, 8602 nt
Organism: Camelus dromedarius (Arabian camel)
Lineage: Eukaryota; Metazoa; Chordata; Mammalia; Artiodactyla; Camelidae
Gene: RASGRF2
Product: Ras protein specific guanine nucleotide releasing factor 2
Exons: 27
Coding region: 510-4229 (1239 amino acids)
Biological process (GO): positive regulation of GTPase activity; Ras protein signal transduction
Cellular component (GO): plasma membrane
Molecular function (GO): protein binding; guanyl-nucleotide exchange factor activity
Source: RefSeq, a predicted model, not a curated record